AUGUCCAAACCCCCACACGGGAUACCCAAAAAACACAGAACAAUAACCAUCAUCCACCCAGACCUUGGCAUUGGUGGCGCAGAACGACUUAUCCUCGAUGUCGCCCUGGCCCUCCAAACUCGGGGUCACACCGUAAGAAUCUACACGUCGCACCUGGAUACACACCAUUGCUUUGAGGAGGCACGCGAUGGUACACUGGACGUCCGGGCGCGUGGGAACACGAUAUUUCCGGACCAGAUUGCCGGGAGGUUUCGGGUGUUGUUUGCGGUCCUGAGGCAGCUGCAUUUGGUGUUUGGUUUGAUGGUAGCUGGGGGUGAGGGAUAUGAAGACGGACAUGAGGAAGGGAGGGAGGUGGUGUUUAUUUGCGACCAGGUGCCGGCGUGUGUGCCAAUUCUGAAGACUUUUGAGUUACUGGCGUCAUCGACGUGGUUGGGUUCAAAGGCUGUGACGAAGCGAAGGCAACGGAUUUUAUUCUACUGUCAUUUUCCGGAUCAAUUGCUUGCGCGGCGCGAUGAGGGUGGGCCUAUACAGCGGCUGGUCAAGGCGUGCUAUCGGUACCCAUUUGAUUGGUUUGAAGGGUGGGCAAUCAGUGCGGCCGAUAAGGUCGUAGCGAAUUCGAAGUUUACGUGUGGAGUUGUCAGGCAGGUUUUUGGGGAGGAACUGGGGGAGGUUAGAGUUUUGUAUCCAUGCGUUGAUACCGGAGGGGGUGGGAAGGAGAAUGGGAGGGGCAUAAAAAUAAAAGGAGAGAGGGCUGAAGUGGGCGAACUGUGGAGUGGAAAAAAGAUCCUACUCAGUAUCAAUCGAUUUGAGAGGAAGAAAAAUAUUGCACUUGCGAUUCGGGCUUAUCACGGACUUGGGGAGGAGGGAAGAGAAGGGACGCGGUUGGUAAUUGCUGGUGGAUAUGAUAAUCGCGUACAAGAGAAUGUUCAAUAUCAUACAGAGCUCGAUGACAUAGCCAAAGGCCUGAGCUUACGAACUGCCACGUCGAAAACGGUUAUAUCCGCCCUAUCUAUUCCAGAUACGAUAGAUGUCCUCUUCCUCCUUUCUGUGCCGUCCGCGUUCAAGCAUACUCUCCUUUCAGCAGCCACACUCCUCGUCUAUACCCCAUCAUAUGAACAUUUUGGCAUAGUGCCUGUGGAGGCAAUGCAUGCCGGCCUCCCCGUCCUGGCUGUAAACAACGGAGGGCCUCUGGAAACGAUUGUAGAAGGGAAAACGGGCUGGCUGAGAGAUGCUCGUGCCAUCGAAGAGUGGACAGCAGUGAUGCGGAAAGCGCUAUGGGAAAUGGAUGCACAAGAAGCUGCUGUAAUCAGCACUAAUGCGAAAGAACGUGUGGAAAAGGUUUUCUCGCUGCAGGCCAUGGGAGAUCGGUUAGAGGACGAGAUUCAAGACAUGUUCGAUAACGAACCUCGUUCCUUCAAAGGGCUGCGUGAUUUAUUGUUGUUGGCAUUUGCCAUGGUGACGUUGAUUGUUGCCGUGCUGCUUGCAGUUUUCAUAAAUUUGUCAAAAUCCGGAGGUUGA
Paracoccidioides brasiliensis Pb18 is the source of this 1518-nucleotide messenger RNA. RefSeq names its product GDP-Man:Man(1)GlcNAc(2)-PP-dolichol alpha-1,3-mannosyltransferase. The transcript is spliced from 2 exons. Gene Ontology annotation, molecular function: alpha-1,3-mannosyltransferase activity; GDP-Man:Man(1)GlcNAc(2)-PP-Dol alpha-1,3-mannosyltransferase activity. The record is from RefSeq and is a predicted model, not a curated record. Bases 1 to 1518 code for a protein of 505 amino acids.